CGCCGCUGAAGGAUGGCAUGGUGGCGACGAUCAACAGGAUUAAGGAGGUCUUGUUGAAGCAUGGGGCGGUGGCUACUGCUGACCUCGCUGGAAUGCCCUCGCGCUUCAGACGCGUGCGCCACCUCCUCCGCGUAUACUACGACGCGAAGCUCACGAGGCGGCGGAGCGCCGAGUUCAUGUACUGCGACAUGCAGGACAUCGCCGACGUCGGCCUCGCGCUGCACGAGGUCGGUGUCUACCUCCAGCUCAGCGCCCCGCGCUUCCGCGCGCUCCUCUCCGCCGCGCCGGAGAUGGAGGCGUUCAUCCUCGACGACCCGAUCGACCUCGGCCGGUGGCGGCUCGAGGCCGCGCGCGCGCUGCAGGCGGUUGCGCGGGACGAGGAGGCGGACGACGACGAUCGCGGGCGCGCGAUGGAGCUUGAGGAUAGAAGCGGGCAGGACUGCGCGGCGUAUCAGCUUGCGUUCUUCCUUGGCGACGCGCUCGUUGCGUUCUUGCUGCAGCCGGCGAACACGGUGCAGGAGAAGGAGAGACAGGAAAGGGCGAUGAGGAGGCUUGUGGAGAUGAGCACGAAGCCGACGUUCAGGGACGCGUUUGGGGAUCCGCUGACGGACGCGAUGAGGCCUGUGUAUUGGACGCCGAGGUUGCUGUUGAACUUUGUGCAGGUGGGUGGGAUGCCUGCACUGAUUGGCGACUGGGCGGAAAGUACGUGCAAAGAUGGUGUAUGCAAGACUGCCGCGGAGAGCCUACCCGCCAAGGCAUGGGACAACCAGACGCCCGAGUCUCUCGAGACUGUAAUGCGCUACUUUGUCAAGAAGUUGGAGAUGGACGGCCCCGAAUUUGCUACAACGCCCAUCUUCGCCAAGAUGAUGCACGCCAUCUACACGCGAUACGGCCUCGCCCCGUUCGCAGCGGGCGCCAAACUGGACAAUCACGAGAUCAUCUUCUACUUCCUGCACCGGCGCGUCUCCAAAAAGCCCAAGUCCUACACCACCGUCGAGGACUGGGUCGCACUGCUUCGCAAGUACGAGAACGUACCAGAGGCAACACGUCGUCGGCACGGGUGGAUGAUUCUCUCCGUCUCAGGGCGGUGGGACUGCCUCGACCUGUACGGGUGCGCGUUCGAGGCAUGUCCUGAGAAGAGCGCGAUGCAGAAGCUUAGGGCGAAGAGGGUCAGAGGGCGGAGGGACCCCGUGGUCGAGGAGAGGCUGUUCAAGUGGGGUGGAGCGAGUAAGGCGUGUUCAAGAUGCAGGUCUGUGUCGUACUGCAGCGUCGCCUGCCAAAAAGCACAUUGGAAAGAACACAGGCCUAAAUGUGAUGUCGAAGCUGUCAAGGGGAAGAAAGAAGACAUUGACAUCUAGGAGGUGACUAAACGGUCGACUGAAUACCACGAUCCCGUUGAAGAGCUGGUGGGCCUUGGAUAGACCUUGAGAUAUUUACUUUCAUUUACUGUAUCUUACUUUUUUGCUUACUGUAUAACUCUAGCCUAUCGGAUGUCUUCGCCUAUAUCGUGCCUGACCCCG
Messenger RNA from Coniophora puteana RWD-64-598 SS2, 1520 nucleotides. RefSeq lists its product as uncharacterized. Bases 18 to 1358 code for a protein of 446 amino acids. Lineage: Eukaryota; Fungi; Basidiomycota; Agaricomycetes; Boletales; Coniophoraceae. The record is from RefSeq and is a predicted model, not a curated record. The transcript has 5 exons.